Pedinophyceae sp. YPF-701 is the source of this 6315-nucleotide messenger RNA. The record is from the annotation of a GenBank genome assembly. NCBI's taxonomy places the organism in Eukaryota, Viridiplantae, Chlorophyta, Pedinophyceae.
AUGCAGUCCGCCCUCCUGUCGCUUGCACCCCUCAACGGUGCAGGCGAGGACGGGACCCUGCCUCGUGACGCGAAGACGGAUGAGUUGAUCUCUAAGCUUUGCUCCGUGGCAGUCCAGCAGAAUGGCUCGAUGCCUGUGGAGCCCACGCUGUCCAGGAUUUCCGUCGUGAAGCUCAUUACGGCUGGGCGACUCCUGCUCGCCGGCGUUGGCCCGGCGGGCGGGUCCGAAAACCUGCUCGGACUCGUCAAUGGUCUCCCGCACCUGCCGGUUUCCGCUGCCACGGAGCCACUGCUCGAGGAGCUCUUUGGGACGCUGGCCAGUCUGUUGCACUCGCACGACGUGCAGGACGAGCUCAGGGCGACGAUCAGCGCGAAAUUCAAGGAGCUCCUGCAGGCUUCAUGCCUGUCUUCCCCUGCGAAAGCUAGCAAUGCUGGGGGCAGGGGCGCCCAGGCGAGCUCGGCAUCCAUCAUGGCCAGGAGCCUCGCCCAGCUCCCGGCCUCGAGCGGGCUGCCCCUCUCGCCCGAGCACACCGCCGAGAUGAUCCAGGCCCUCUGCGCCCGGAUCUCACGGGACGGGCCUUCCGCCGCCCACGACAAGCGCGUGCUUGGCCAGGUCAUGUGUGCCCUCCUCGACAGCCUGUACCCUCAGAGGAGCGGGCCGCGAGUCCUCCAGGGACAGGCCAAGGGAGAGACGGCCAUUGUUCUUGCGGAUGCGAUCAGCGCCGCUGCUUCCCUCGCGGUCCGCGUGAUGGACCUCGCGUCCUCGGCUCUGGACGCACUCCUCGGCAACCAGGAAGGCUCCGCGCGUGCGGCGAAGGAACAAAUCCAGGUCGCGCUGCCCUGGGCCAUGAAGUCUGCGGUGACAGCUGCCCAGGCGCACUCGAAAGCCAUCGGCUCCGCGCUGCCACAGCUGCGGAGCGUUUCAGACCUCCUGCUCGUGGUGACGCGCAAGCUGCUGGUGCUGGCGCAGCACGAGCAGGCGAUGCAGGCGGAGGGCGUCUCCACGCAGACAGCCCUUGAGGUCUGCAACACUGCGGUGGAGUGCGUCGGGGAGUCCAUCGAGAUCCAGGCGCAGCACGGGCAGCACGUCGUGAGCGAUGCCGCCGCGCAGCUCCGCGUGCUGCUGCUCGACGCGGCCCGCCUGUGCCACAACGAGCUCCUGAUCGCAGAGCAGCAGGCGGCCGCGAAGGAGUCGGAGGCGUACCGCACGCUGAAGCUGUUCUACUCCGAGCCCGGGUUCUUGGGCGUGUUCUUCGGGUGGUGCAAGCAGGACCCCGAAGAGCUGUCGUACCUCACGGCCGAGGCGCGCUGUGCGGGGCGGGUGCUGAAGAGCCUCAGCGCCGCCAUCUCCAGGGUCCUCAAGUCGUCGUGGCGGUUCUCGCGCUCCAAGGAGGUGGAGGGCCUGGCCGUGUCGAUCGGCACCCUGCUGCUGUCGACGCCGGCGACGUCGCCCAGCCGCGACGAGGACGGCUCCGACGCGGCGGCGGUGUCUGCGGAGAUGCAGGCGCUGUGUUUGGCGAUGGGCGAGAUCUGUGCGCACUUUUUGCUCGAUUCCCACCAGACCAUUCCGUACAUCGUGCUGCCCACGCUGCUCGACGUGAUCUCCAGCCACCUCGACGGCCUGCACCCCAACAUCGGAGCCUGCGCGACCAUGGCGCUGGCGACCGCCGCGGCCGCCACGGCGAGCUUGUCCGACAGCCCGGAGCACAUCGCGUCCCCCAUGUCCACCGUCGCGGCCGGCCCCGCUGCCAAUGGGGACUCGGGCGGGUGGGACGCGUCCAAGGUCGUGACGCGCACGCUGGAGCUCCUGUCGCGCCUGUACACGGACCCGUCCUUCCCGUGUCGCAGCGCGGUCGCGGGCGCCCUCGUGCACCUAGCGACGGUGUUCGAGGACACGAAGCUCGCCUGGCGCCAGGUGCUGGUGGAGGGCCUGCUGUCCCUCGUCGCGGAGGCCGGACGCCACGUGCGGCUGUCCGCGCUGACGCAGAUCUUCUCAGGCGACCUCCGCGCGGGCGGCGACGCAGGUGGCAAGUCAACGCGCUACCUGCGCCGCCGCGACGUCUCUCUCCUGAUGCCAGCCCUCGCCCGCGCGAUGUGCUCCCCGCUCGCGUGCAGCAAGGCCAGCCCCGGGACGUUCAUGCACGCUGUCUCGGAGCUCCACGCCGUUGCGAAUGGCACGUUGCCGGCGGGCCGGCAGUCGGAGCUGCUCGGGCAGGACUACGUGCAGGCCGGGAUGAGGGCGUACCGCACGGCGUGGCUGUACAUCGCUGCGCUGCGGCUGGACCUGGGCGAGGCGGACGCCACGGUGGACGACCUCGGCUUGCCGAAGAUCGCCGCGUACACGCCGCCCCUCCUCAUGGGUACGGCAUACAAGCGGCUUGAAUCCGAAGUCGACGUUCAGGAACGCAUCGAGCACCUGACGAUGGUCAAUGACGCUCAGAGCUACCAGCUGGCCGCCCACCUGGCGACGCACAUGGCCCAGACGCUGGGUGUGCGCAAGGUCGCCUUCAAGGCUCUGGGGCUGCACGCGGGCACCCUCGCCCACAUCUUGAUCAUGGUCCACCUGGAGACCUGCCGCACCAAGCACGCCCCUCUCUGCGCGGGCGGUUUCGAGUCGGUGCACGCGAUAUUCGCGUACUUCCAGGGCGCGGGCCACCUGGACACGCCGGUCGUCGCCAAGCUCGGCGAGCGCAGCUUCCCGGUGUGGCUCAAGCGCGUGGAGGGCAUGCACCCGGCCGUCGAGACGCCGGGCGGCGUCAUUCCCGCCGCCAAGUGGAACCGCGUGGAGAGCGCGGUCCUCGUGCUGGUCCGCAACCUCGUGGCCCCGCAGGAGGGCGAGGACGACGGCACGACGUACGCCGCAAGCAUCUUUGGGAGUGCCAUGCGCGCAGGUGUCGUGUCCAGCGCGACGUGUCCGUCGCAGCUGCUCGCGGACGAGUGCCUGUCGCAGGCCCUGAGAGCGUACCCCAGCGCCCUCUACAGCAAGACCUGUCUGCGGGGCAUCCUUGCCAACCUCGGCCUGGAGUACACCGAGGGGGACACCGACGUCGCCGUGGAGCCCGAGAACCACAUCGCACAGAUGUCGCUGGAGUGGCUCCGAAAGUGGGUCGACCGGUCGGCGAGGUUCUCUCCGUCCGUCAUGGAGUCUGCCAUCCAGCACAUCCUCCUCCGCGUGCAGCAGCGCUCUGGCGCGCUGCUCAUGUCGCACCCUGAGCGCAUGAAGCACGUGACGGAGGUGCUCGGGUCCUGCUCGCGCGCCAAGGCCGUCGCGGCGUCCCUGGAUCCCGGCUCCCGCGAGUACUACGCCGAGGACACCGCGCUGGCCAACUCCGUCGCGGCGCUCAACCUGAAGUCGGCCUACGUGGGCAGGAUGCAGGGCAUGCUCGCUCUGGUCAAAGCAGGAGAGGGCAAUCAGGGCGCAUACGACCAGCUCAUGACGAAGCUCGCUGCGGAGAUGCGUGACCUGGGCAAGAAGUCGCUCGCGCUCCUCGACAUCAGCAAGAGCCCGCAGACGCCCGCAGCGCGCCUGCGAGCACGCCAAGACGCCCUGGCGAAGCUGCGCGACAACACGAUGCUCGCUGCAGCACUGCUCGCGGAGCUGUCGGCGUCCGCUCGCACGAUCAGCACCGGUCUGAGCACCUUCAAGAAGAUGAUCGAGUCGCUCGUGAUGGAGCCGAUCCGAAGCGGCGACGUGGACACCAUCCGGCUGGCCUCCAUGGCCUGGCACUGGGCGGUGGCGUCCAGUCAGACCGACAGCCUGUCCCUCAUGAUCCUGUCCGAAGUCUCUGGGAGCCUGGUGUGGAUGCAGAAGCACCACGUCGGGAUCUUCUCGCUCGGCGCCGGCGACCCGGAGGAGAGCACGCAGGAAGUGCGCGGGCAGCAGGCGGUGCUGUCCUUCCUGCUGGAGCACCUCAACGCGCGCUACCGCUCGCCCAGCCCCGACGCGCGCGCGUACCUUGACAUUCUCCUCAGGGACGUGAUGACGGUGAUGCAAGUUGGCACGGAGGACUUUGAGGCCCGACCGCCCGCAGCACAGGUGGCGCGGUUCCAGUUCCUGUACCUUGCCGUCGAGACGGUGAAGGGCAAGCUGUUUUACGCCAACAACGACGCGCCGUCGGAACGGGCCCCCCUCGUCAUGGCCACCGCCAAGAUUCUGAGGACUGGGCUGCUGACCUUUUCUGAGCCGACGUCGUGGUGUGGCGUGUGGAGCAAGGCCGAGGCGUUCGCGCAGUCGAUGGUGGCCCUGCAGCUCGCAGAUGCGCUGGCCACCCUGCCCGACUAUCUACCCAAGGAUGCGUCCGGACCUGUCGACGUAAGCGCGAAGACGCUCGCGACGAUCCAGAAGAACCGCGACCUGUUCACCAUCCUCCUCCAGGUCGAGGCGGAUCGUCUGCGUGUGUGGGCCGACCCGCUGCAGUCGCUUGCGUCGAAGGUGAAGGACCACGGCGCGGUCCUGAACUUGAGCCGUGGCAUUGGUGUGCGCGUCGCACUCGGGAAGCUCUCGUCGAAGGAGCUCCGGACCAUGGCGGAGACGGCGUGGGCGGUCAGUCCGAACCUGGCGGUGGCGCUCGCGUCGAAGCCGUCGACGCGCCCGCUGGAGGCCCCCGUGCUGAAGAUCCUGGAGCGGACGCUGCGGUCGGGCAACAUGGGCGUCGUGCAGCACCUGCCCACCGCCGCCGUGCUGCUGUACCAGAACGCAGACGAGCACUCUGUCGACAAGAACAUGAUGGCGCAGCUGCUCGCCUCCAUGGCCCCCGCAACCCCCGAGGAGAGCAUGCAGCUGAUGAACCUCGCCGGGGAGACGCUCAACGUCAGGCAGUACGUGUGCCGCUCCCUCCAGUCAUCCAACCCGGACUCCGUCGUAUUCUACAUGCCGCAGCUUGUCCAGAGUCUGCGCUACGAGCGCACGUCCGACAGCGGCCCGGACCAGGCCCCGGUGCACCUGUUCCUCCUCGAGACCGCCAAGGCCUCGUCGCGCUUCUGCCACCGUCUCAUCUGGACGCUGCAAAGCGAGGGGCGCCCGCCGGAGGAGGCGUUCAACCCCGAGAUCAAGCGGUCGGGCUGGGAGCCGCCCGAGGACACGGGGCUGUGGGACGUUUGCGACGAGAUGCGGGAGAUCAUCAUCGCGGGUCUCCCGAAGAAGCAGAAGGACUUGAUGGACGACGAGUUCGAGUACUUCGACGCCAUCACCGACAUCUCCGGGAAGAUGAAGCCGAUUCCGGCGGAGAACAGGAGGGCGGCGAUCGCGGACAUGAUCGAGGAGGUCAACGUCGGCCAGCAGGAGCGUCUGGACAGGGGCCAGGUGUACUUGCCGACGUACACGUACCACAGGGUCGUCCGCGGCAUCCCUGAGAGUGGCUGCCCCAUGCAGAGUGCGGCCAAGUUCCCCAUUCUCGUGGCCUUCGAAGCGCGCGAGAUGAAGCAAGAUGAGCAGGAGGAUCAUGCGGUGACACAGCGGUCGACGCAUCGCCGCAAGCUCACGCGCAUCCGGUCUUCGACGAUGGCACGCCAGGAUGCGACGUCCGUGGUCUCGUACAUCUUCAAGGUCGGGGACGAUGUGCGGCAGGACGUGCUGGCCCUGCAGGUCAUCCAUCUGCUCAAGGAUGCCUUCACGCGCGCCGGUCUGCACCUCAGCCUUUUCCCGUAUGGAUGCAUCCCCACCGGGUACGAGCGUGGCAUCAUCGAGGUUGUGCCGAACACGAAGUCUCGAGACGCGCUGGGCAACACCUCGGAUGGCGGCCUGCUGGACAUCUUCCGUCGUGAGUUUGGCAGCCCGCACUCGCCGCGCUUCGAGCAGGCCAGGAUGAACUUCAUUCGCUCGUCGGCCGGAUACGCCGUCGCGUCGUACCUCCUUCAGUCGAAGGACCGCCACAACGGCAACAUCCUGAUCGACAAGGACGGCAACCUGAUCCACAUCGACUUCGGUUUCAUCCUCGAGAUCUCUCCGGGCGGCAACAUGAGGUUUGAGAGCGCGGACUUCAAGCUCUCGCACGAGAUGACGCAGCUGAUCGACCCGGGAGGCAAGAUGAAGUCACCCGAGUUCCUGCAGUUCCAGGAGCUGGUCAUCAAGGGGUUCCUCGUCGCGCGCUCCCUGGCGCGCGAGAUCAUGUCGGUGGUGGGCCUCAUGGAGCACUCGGGCCUGCCCUGCUUCGGGUACGGGAAGCCGCUGCCCAACCUCAUGCGCCGCUUCAAGCUCGAGCUCACCGACAGGGAGGCCGCCGACCACAUGCUCGCGACUGUCAAGGACAGCUAUGACAACUGGCGCACCAAGGCUUACGACAUCAUCCAGUUCCUCCAGCAAGACAUCAACAAGUAG